Molecule: messenger RNA, 2361 nt
Organism: Alosa sapidissima (American shad)
Lineage: Eukaryota; Metazoa; Chordata; Actinopteri; Clupeiformes; Clupeidae
Product: flavin-containing monooxygenase FMO GS-OX-like 4
Exons: 9
Coding region: 504-1940 (478 amino acids)
Molecular function (GO): flavin adenine dinucleotide binding; NADP binding; N,N-dimethylaniline monooxygenase activity
Source: RefSeq, a predicted model, not a curated record
CGAUUUGUCCGUGUGCAUUUGCCUGUAGUCCAGAAAAUCUCUAUGAACAAUGAUCAAAGUGUCAGCCUAAUUUUCAGUCUGCUGUUAAAGAAAGUUACUGCACGGUCCAAGUUUCGGUAGGCAUGCCUAAACAAGUAGCCUUAGGCUACGUGAACUAAUCAAUUUUUGCACAAGUGUGUAGCCUACAUAGCCGUUUUCUGUAAAUAACAAAAUGUAGGCUAUGCACGGUACACUUUCUAGAUCGCCAGGGAUUGUCCGCUGUAGAGGUUAUAUGUAACCGGUUUGUGUUUGAAGUGUCACCACCAAGAUCAGCUAUAAGGUCUUUGCGUAGGCUACUUCCUCUAAAGUUAUUUGUUGCAAUUUUGUAACCAUCCUCGGUUCCCCUGUGCAUUGCAAGUUGUUUAAAAAGCUGAACAAAUAAGGCCGGUUUAACAUUUACAAUUAUGCUCUUUCGUCUAUCCUAAGGGAAGAUUAGGCAUGCAGCCAAAUGAAGUCAGGUUAAAAUGAAUAGGCUAUUCUCUAAAACCAGACUAAUUAACUGGUGCUGUGCAGAACACCUUAACAAGUCCAGAGUUCAACCUGUCUUCAGUGUCGACAAUGGUAGAAACCCGACAGCACACUCCAAGAUGAGCGCGUCAGAUAUGAGGAAUCGUCGGGUGGCUAUUGUGGGAGCUGGGGCCGCAGGUCUCUGCGCUGCGCGGCACAUAUUGGCGCGUCCUAAAACAUUUGCCUCUCCUGUGGUGUACGAGCGGACACCACACGUGGGAGGUACCUGGUUCUAUGAGGACAGUGUGGAGCCCCAAGACAGACGGCAUGUCCAUAGCAGCAUGUACAGAGAUCUCAGAACAAAUUUACCCAAGGAGGUGAUGAUGUUCCCUGAUUUUCCCUUUGAGGCCCACCUGCCUUCGUUCUUGCCUCAUCAGGAUGUUCAGAAUUAUCUAAAAAGAUACUGCACACAUUUUGCCAUUACACCACACAUCAAGUUCGACACGGCCGUGGAAGAGGUGAGGCCCAUCGCCAUGGAAAUGGACAGAGAGAAAGGCCUGGCGUGGGAAGUGACCUCACGUGAUAAACAUGGAACACAGAACACUGAAACGUUUGAUUCUGUGUUCAUCUGUACAGGGCAUUAUUCAGACCCACACACCCCUCCCACCCCAGGGCUGCAGUAUUUUAAAGGAAAGGUGAUGCACAGCCAUUUCUACCGCUACCCUGAGCCGUUUGCUGGUCAGUCUGUUGUAGUCUUCGGAGCUGGGGCCUCGGGGUUGGACAUAUCCAUUGAGCUGGCCCAGGCAAAGGCCCAGGUGAUUCUGAGCCACGGCAAGCCAGCACUGACCUUCCCUCUGCCCCCCGGGAUCCGCCAGGCCCCUCUCUUAACCAGGGUCCAGGAGGACGGCCGUGUCCAGUUCCAGGACGGCUCGGUGGCCGAGGCGAAUGUCCUCAUGUUCUGUACAGGGUACAAUUUCAGCUUCCCGUUUCUGCGCCCGGAGCAACUGCACUUAGAUAUCCGGGACCACGUAGUGAUCCCCCUGUACAGGUUCAUCCUGCCUCCUGCCUUUCCCACACUCUUCUUUAUUGGGGUCUGCAAAACGAUCUGCCCCUUUCCACACUUCCAUUGUCAGGUCCAGUUUGCGUUGGCGGUGCUUGAUGGCACCGUUAGCCUGCCAUCUCGAGAGGAGAUGGAACGAGACGUCCAGAACAUCGUGGACAGAAAGACCGCGAUGGGCGUCCUGGAGAGACACCUACUGAGAAUGGAGUCUGAGCAGUGGAGCUACUACCAAAGUCUCGCGGACAGCGGCGGGUUUUCACCUUUGGCCCCAGUGAUUCAGAGCCUGUAUGAGGAAGUGGGAAGACAGCGGAAGAAACACCCACAGAAGUACAGGAAUGCGAACUAUCAACUCAUUACUGACACCAAGUGGGAAUCACUGGAGAAAACACACUGAACAGAAAUGCAUUCAUUCCAGUGGGGUGGUUAAAUUCCAAGAUAAUCUGUCAUCAUCUGCAUUAUAAAUGUCUUGGAAAUAGGCCUAUAUGUAUUGUAUUAGAAUAUAUUGAUUACCUCAGGUAAGUGGCUUGUAUUUCCGAAUUAUAUUCUAUAAUGGUUGAAAUGGAAAUUAAAGGAUAUAUUCAUAUUUAAAAGUAAAAGAAUUGUACAUUUGUGUAUGAUUGAUUAGCCACCCACACUGCCUAGGCAUCGGCUGCAGUGCACAAACAAAUUGCGCAACAACUGGUCUAACAGCCCCGUUUCUGAGACGUGUUUUGAAAAGCUAAUGUUGCGGGACAUCAUGGUGUCAAACCCAAGGCAUUGGGCGUAACGCAACAGCUGCUGCUGCGAUGUCAGGAAUUCAGCGCCACUUGAACUAG